This is a messenger RNA of Suillus subaureus, 606 nucleotides long. RefSeq lists its product as uncharacterized. The coding region runs from base 1 to 606 and encodes 201 amino acids. The record is from RefSeq and is a predicted model, not a curated record. Lineage: Eukaryota; Fungi; Basidiomycota; Agaricomycetes; Boletales; Suillaceae. The transcript is spliced from 4 exons.
AUGUCAUCAGACUCGGAGAGUUCAUUAUCACUCAAAAAGACUCAUUUAUUGAGGAUUAAGCCAACUGGCACUCGUAAGAUUCACUACAACGCUCUGAGCGACUACGAUUUUAUGCUCAAGACACCGAAGCCCAUUGAUAUAUCUCUGGCGCUCCCACACUAUCGUGCGCGCAAUCAGCCGGUAGACCACCGUUUGGCUAUGUUCAUCAGUAACGAGACGUCACCGAUUAAGCUCAAAGUUUGCCGCUCUGUGCCUCGUUGCAAGUUUUUCCUCGAUAUCAGAACCACCACUUCCAACGUGACCGUUUGGUUGCCCUCAGAUUUUCGAGGUCACAUUCGUUGUUCGGGUACACCAUCUUUCUCAGCUGGUUUUGUCAACCGCAUGAUGGCAAAUGUCCGUGUGAAUGAGGCAAUGUCAAUGGAAGACAAUUGGGACAGCGACGAAGUAUGGGUCGAUACCCGUGGUCUGGUGACUUUCAGGAUGUGGGAUCUUCACACCAACGCUCCAGAAAGCCAGCCCAAAGAAACGUUGAAGCGCAUUUUUAGUUCGACUUGUAAGAAAUUACCGGAGAGGAAUGUUAACUGGGAUUUUCUUCUUGAGGAUUGA